CACUUGAAGGCAGCACGGGACGAGCGAGGAAUAAGUAGGAAGAUAUCCACGUAGCUUGUCUCGCACAGUGAUUUUAUAUCCGCGCGCCGUUACAAAUGUGUCCGUUGUUUGUUAAAGAAACCCCGCUUUUCAUUUAGGAGCUACUGGCGUUCAUAGUGGCGGGGUGAAAGCGGAUAAAACCCCAACAGCAGCCGGUCCUUUUUGCUGAAAGGAAAAAAGAGGACUAAAAAAAAUGGAGCUGGAAGACGGAGUUGUGUACCAGGACGACCCGGGGACAUCUGCGAUGAUGUCGGAGCGGGUCUCGGGCCUGGCCAGCUCCAUCUACCGCGAGUUCGAGCGGCUCAUCGGCAAGUACGACGAGGACGUGGUGAAGGAGCUGAUGCCGCUGGUGGUGGCCGUGCUGGAGAACCUGGACUCGGUGUUCGCGGAGAACCAGGAGCACGAAGUGGAGCUGGAGCUGCUGAAGGAGGACAACGAGCAGCUCAUCACCCAGUACGAGCGGGAGAAAGCUCUGAGGAAACAUGCGGAGGAGAAGUUCAUAGAGUUCGAAGACACCCAUGAGCAGGAGAAGAAGGACCUGCAGAACCAUGUGGACCGCAUGGAGUCUCAUUCGCGGCAGCUGGAACUCAAAAUCAAGAACUAUGCAGACCAGAUCAGCAGGUUGGAAGAGCGAGAGCUGGAGCUGAAAAAGGAGUACAAUGCUCUGCACCAGCGGCACUCCGAGAUGAUUCAUAAUUACAUGGAGCAUGUGGAGAGGAUCAAAAUGCAGCAGAUAAGCGAGACGUCAGAGUCCGCGACCGGCGGCCGGAUGAGGAGAGAGCGGCCUCUUUCUUUGGGGGUUUUUCCCUCGUCUGGCGGAGCGUCUUUGAUAAUCCCAGAUCCCCACAGCAGAGCCGAGACGCCAGGGACGGAGGGCUGGAGGUUCGCUGACUCAGCUCAGUUACGCUCCAACACUAGUCUGAAGCAGUUGGACUUUGUCGAGCCCCCAAAGGAAAGGGAGGGUAAGAGUGCGCAGGACCCUACUUGGGGGAAUUCACUGGCAGUCGACUGCAAGGAUGAACUGUCGGACAUCACUGGCUCCAAAUCAGCAACACCGAUGUCGACCACGGGCUCAGACAUGGAGAGAGAAGAUGGGAUCUGUAAGAGUACAGAGGUGCAGGCUGCACCAGGGACCAGGUCCAUAUCAGUGGGUUUACCUGAAAAUGAGGAAAACUCAGACGUGCAGGACAUUAUUGAGUCCACUCCUGAGCUGGACAUGGAUCUGAUUGGAUACAAACCCUGCAGCACUCCAACGAAAGGUAUAGAGAACCUGGCGUUUGACCGCAACACAGACUCCCUGUUUGAGGAACUGUCGUCUGCGGGCACGGGGCUCAUAGGGGACGUGGAUGAAGGGGCCGACCUGCUGGUGGAAUACUCUGACCUUAGUUUGAUUGGAAUGGGUCGAGAAGUUGAGAAUUUAAUCCAGGAAAAUUCACAGCUGCUUGAGACAAAGAAUGCCUUGAAUGUGGUUAAUAAAGACUUGAUCCUGAAGGUGGAUGAGUUGACCUGUGAGAAGGAUGUGCUGCAGGGAGAGAUGGAGGCUCUGCUGCAGGCCAGAAACAAGUUGGAGGAAAAGAACAGAGAAUUGGAAGAGGAGCUAAAAAAAGUACGACAGGAGGUAGAGGAAGUGAAGUACAAAAGCAAAGAUGAAGAAGACAGUGAAGUACCGACAGCUCAGAGGAAGCGCUUCACCAGAGUGGAAAUGGCCCGAGUGUUGAUGGAGAGGAACCAGUACAAGGAGCGGCUGAUGGAGCUCCAGGAAGCUGUGAGGUGGACGGAGAUGAUCCGGGCUUCAAGAGAGAAUCCAACUCUUACAGAAAAAAAGAAAUCAAGCAUCUGGCAGUUCUUCAGCAGACUGUUUAGCACCUCCACCAAUUCCCCGCCUAUGAAGACAGCCGAGGACCCGUCCAAAUUAAAGUACAACUCCCCAGGCAGCCUGGUGAAGAGGAGCAGCACCUUCUCGCAGUUCCCCACCGAAAAGUCCAAGAUAUUUGACUUCAUGAUUGAAGGAACGGAGCAGUGCAGCUCCCCCUCACAUAAGGAGAAGAAGAAAGCCCAGUACCGGCAGGUUAAGGCCCACAUGCAGAAAGAGGACGGGCGGGUCAUGGUGCACGGCUGGAGCCUGCCGAGCAAACACAAGGUUGCAAAUGGGGGACAGAUGGAAAACAAAAUGAAUCUACCGGUGCCGGUCUACCUGCGGCCUUUGGACCAGAAAGAUGCUUCUAUGAAGCUGUGGUGCGCUGCAGGGGUCAACCUGUCUGGGGGUCAGACGGUUUCCUCCUCAGAGCUGGCAAAGCAGAUAAAGGGCUCCCAGAGCAGCCUGGACCAGCUGGAACAAGAGAACAAGGAGAAAGCGGAGAAGGAGCUGACUGUCCAGGAUGAGAUCUCCAGUCGCGUGUGGGUGUGCUUGAGCACCAGUUCCUCCACUAAAGUUAUGGUACUUGACGCCACACAGCCCACCGACCUGCUCGACGCCUUCUACGCCUGCAACACCCAUGUGGUCUGCAUCGCUAGUGUACCUGGCGUGUUGGAGUCAGACUAUCCUGCCGGGGAGGAGGUACCCCAGGACCCGGAGGCCGGCCAAGGGGAUGUGGUGUCGUUGGCGGGGAGCGUGGCCAGCGUGGGCUCAGCAGGCAGCGAUGGGGCCGCAGCAGCCGAAGGCGUCACGGCCGUCCCUCAGACAGCAAGCUUAGGUGUCUCUGAGCAGCCAGCGGAGUACGGCGCCACUUCAGGCUCAGUCCAGCUGUCCAGGGAGACGAGCCCAACAGAGGAUGGGGUUCCUACGGCCGAAGAGGCGACAGAAGCGACAGAGGCCAACGCUGGCGUGGGUGAAGAAGGAGAGGAGGACCAGGGAUCAGAUCCAAACCAGCCUGGAAUUUACACAGAGCACGUGUUUACAGACCCUCUGGGGGUAGGACCCACCGACUCCUGUCCAGCCGAAGCACAGAGGAGCUCUGGGCAGGAUGGUGAGCCUUGCCGGCCAGAAGUCACGGAUACGUCAGAUAGUGAAGUCCUGAGGAUGAGCAGCGCUCUUCCAACCAUGUGGCUUGGAGCUCAGAACGGAUGCCUGUAUGUGCACUCGUCUGUGGCGCGAUGGAGAAAGUGUCUCCAUGCCAUCAAGCUCAAAGACUCCAUCCUCAGCAUUGUGCAUGUUAAAGGGAGGGUGCUGGUGGCUUUGGCUGAUGGGACAUUAGCAAUUUUCCACAGAGGAACUGACGGUCAGUGGGAUCUGACCAACUACCACCUGUUGGAUCUGGGGCGGCCACACCACUCCAUCCGCUGCAUGACGGUAGUCCAUGACAAGGUGUGGUGUGGCUACAGGAACAAGAUCUAUGUUAUCCAGCCCAAAACCAUGAGGAUAGAGAAGUCCUUUGAUGCUCAUCCUCGCAGAGAGAGUCAGGUGCGCCAGCUGGCCUGGGUAGGAGACGGUAUCUGGGUGUCCAUCCGGCUGGAUUCAACACUGCGCCUGUUUCACGCCCACACCUACCAGCACCUGCAGGACGUGGACAUCGAGCCUUACGUCAGCAAGAUGCUGGGCACUGGCAAACUGGGCUUCUCUUUUGUGAGAAUCACAGCUCUGGUUGUUUCCUGCAACCGUCUGUGGGUGGGGACGGGAAACGGAGUCAUCAUCUCCAUCCCAUUAUCUGAAGCUAACAAGACAACAGGACUAGUGCCAAAUCGCCCCGGUAGCGCCGUACGGGUCUAUAGUGAUGACUGCUCAGAGGGAGUUGGGCCGUGCAGCUUCGUGCCGUACUGCUCCAUGGCCCACGCCCAGCUCUGCUUCCACGGACAUCGAGAUGCAGUGAAGUUCUUUGUCACAGUCCCAGGUCAAGCCAUGCCUCCUCCGGGCAGUGCGGAUUCGGGUUCUGAUGAUCCUCCAUCUGAAUGCUCAGAUACAGCAACCUCUGAGCCAAAAACAUACCUGGUCAUGAGCGGAGGAGAAGGUUACAUCGACUUUAGAAUCGGCGACGAAGGCAGCGAGCUGGAGGGCUUAACAGAGCAGGCCAGCAGCCAGCCGGUGGCGCCCGCCAAAGCCGAGCGCAGCCACCUCAUCGUCUGGCAGGUGGCCACGCCUCACGGGUGAAAAACACCCGGCAGACUGCUGCAUCAGCCACGGGCGCCGUCCAGCAAGCCCACAACGUCCCGCUCCCAGUUUUUUCACCAUCCUCUAUGCCCGAGUAGACGACUUCUUUGUAAAGAAAACAAAACGACUACGACGAAAAAAAAAUAAUAUUUUUAUUCAGUGUUUUGUACCAUUUUACUCCUCACGAAUUUCAAAACUGGUAAACCUAUAUUUAUGUCGACUAUGAUUAUGAAAUCGUCCAGAUGGCCCUGCUGCCGGGUUGCAUGUAGGAAAAGCAGCCGCCCUGCAGCUUGAUCAUGUAAUCGUUUACCUGAAAGGGGUUAGAUAUGAGGAAAAAAGGGACAUUUUAGUUGUUUUCUGUCAGUGUAAUUCUACUCUUUCUUUUUGCAUAACUAGAAUCAAAAGUAAUGGGAUCAAGCCUUGUUUCAGAGGCCAUUUUACACUUUUAAUUCUCACAUCCAGGUCGCCACAUGUAGAAACGUCCUUGCACUUCGGGAAGGUUUUCCUGUGAAUAGAAGAACUAAUUUAGCAUUAGUUUGCAUUAGGAAGUCCUGUUUCCUCACUAAAAUAUAUCUGCUCGGCCACGCUGGAGCUAAACCUCCGUCCUGUCGGUGAAAACAAACAAGAAAAAAAAAAAAAAAUGGCUGCCGGGGCCGUCAGCUCAGUGCUUCCUGUUUGCUUCAGCUCAUUGGCACUUUAAAAUGUUAAAUGUUAAGUCUGGAGGGAUGCGAGUGUAAGUAAUGUAAUCUUUGUCCUAAAUUGUGUGAAGGAAAAAUAAAAGCGUUCAAAUAUAAUUUUUUUUUUUUUUUUUUUUUUUUUUGCAAGGAUGUCACAGGAACCAAAUGACGGAAGAAAAACAAGGGUCAUGACACUUUUAUUUAUGAGUCAAGGGAUUGUUGAGCUAAUGAGUUGUUUUAAAAUGUUAUUGCAGGGACCACAAACACUAAAGAGAGUCUCCCUUUAUUUCUCCAUCUCUGCUGUUUUUUUAUUUUUUUUUUAUUUGUUUUGUGCUGGAGGUCUUAAAUGCAAUUAUCAUGACGUUUUUAUUGUUAUUUUUGACAUGUCUUCAUUUGGGAGAUACUUUCAUAAAGAAAUGGGUGUUUUAAUGACUGUAAUAAUAGCAGGAUGGCUCUACGAUUGCAGAUGUUUUAAUUUGUUUUUAUAUUAAAAGAGCUGGGCCAAGUUUGAUCCCAAGUCCAUUUCAUAGCAGUAACUUUAUAUUGUGUUCGUGUGCCAUUCCAGUAUUUAUUUUCUCCUUUGUUAAGGAACCCGUUUGGGCUCAGAAUGUAACUUUCUACAUGAACAAAGUAUCAUAGGAGGCUAUUGUGAACAACAUAGUCCAAUAAGUUUACAUGAUUGUUAAUAAUGGUUCAAUAAAAUAGAUUAAUGCCAACAAAA
Molecule: messenger RNA, 5521 nt
Organism: Fundulus heteroclitus (mummichog)
Lineage: Eukaryota; Metazoa; Chordata; Actinopteri; Cyprinodontiformes; Fundulidae
Gene: spag9a
Product: sperm associated antigen 9a
Exons: 32
Coding region: 233-4123 (1296 amino acids)
Biological process (GO): vesicle-mediated transport
Cellular component (GO): cytoplasm
Molecular function (GO): MAP kinase scaffold activity; signaling receptor complex adaptor activity; JUN kinase binding
Source: RefSeq, a predicted model, not a curated record